AGCAGUGGAGAGAGUGACGAGGUUCAGAUUGUGCUGCGACAAAACAGAAGACCAUAAACGAUAACAAUGGAACCUUUCUCAUUCUCAACCUCACACUUGUCCAUACCCACCAACACCACCCUCUUCUCCCCCAAACACCACCUUUCUUCCGCCGCCACCACCGUAUACUUCUCUCUUAAACCGCCCCCAGAAUCCAACAACUCCGCCACCCCUCGCCGCCCCUCAAAACCCCACAAAACCACCGCAACCCCUCUCUCCUCAAACCCUAAUAAGCCCUCUCCAAACUCAAACCCCCUCACCAACAAACUAUGGCUCACAAGCAAACUCUCUCCUCCUCCUCCUCCUCCUCCACCACCACCACCACCUGAAGUAGAACGAGAAUUCGAAUUGGAACCCGAACCCGAAUCCGCCAAGGAAGAGGUGAACUCCGAUAACCGAAAAGAUUUCCGGCAACCGGGGAAAAUCUUCGUCGGGAACCUGCCAGGGUGGAUUAAGAAGAACGAGUUGAGCGAGUUCUUUCGGCAAUUUGGGCCAAUUAAGAGUGUGAUUCUGAUAAAGGGCCACCACGACACGGAGAGGAACGCGGGGUUUGGAUUCAUCAUAUACGAAGGCGACGAGGAAACGGCGGAGAAGGCGGCGACAAGGGCGGUGGAGUUCGACGGCGUGGAGUUCCACGGGAGAGUGUUGACGGUGAAGCUGGACGACGGGAAGAGGUUGAGGGAGAAGUCGGAGGAGAGGGCGAGGUGGUUGGAAGGGAGUGGAGAUAAGGUAGAGUACCAUUCCACGUGGCACGAGGAGAGGGAUGGUGCCAGGAAGGUGUUCCAGAAGGUUCUGGAAACUGAGCCAGAGAAUUGGCAGGCCGUUGUUAGCUCUUUCGAGAGAAUUAAGAAGCCUGCUAGAAAAGAAUAUGGCUUGAUGGUUAAAUAUUAUGCGAGGCGAGGGGACAUGCAUCAUGCACGUCAAACAUUUGAGAGUAUGCGGGCAAGAGGAAUAGAGCCAUCUUCACAUGUGUACAGUAGUCUUAUUCAUGCUUAUGCAGUUGGUCGAGACAUGGAAGAAGCUUUACAUUGUGUUAGAAAGAUGAAGGAAGAGGGCAUUGAAAUGACUAUAGUGACAUACAGUAUAAUUGUAGGUGGAUUUGCUAGAAUGGGCAACGCUGAUGCUGCAGAUCACUGGUUUAAGGAGGCAAAAGAGAGGCUUCCAUCUUUAAAUGCAGUCAUUUAUGGGAGCAUAAUUUAUGCGCACUGUCAAACUUGCAAUAUGGAUCGAGCUGAAGCCUUGGUGAGGGAGAUGGAAGAACAAGGGAUAGAUGCUCCCAUCGACAUGUAUCAUACCAUGAUGGAUGGUUAUACAAUGAUUGGUAAUGAAGAUAAAUGCUUGAUUGUGUUUGAAAGACUUAAGGACCUGAAGUCUCACUGGGAACCUCCCAGCCAUGCACUUCCACUCUCCAGUAACUGGUUUCCAUGUCAGCGUGUUAUGGCUCAUCUUCAGUUGCCUUUGCUAGCAACCGUCAUUGAUAAGCUCAACUCCCCAUUUUCUGAAUGUGGUUUUUCUCCCUCAGUUAUCACAUAUGGUUGUCUUAUUAAUCUUUACACAAAGAUAGGAAAAGUUUCGAAAGCAUUGGAGAUUAGCAAAAUGAUGAAAAUGGCUGGCAUUAAACAUAACAUGAAGACGUAUUCUAUGCUGAUAAAUGGAUUCCUGAAGUUAAAAGAUUGGGCCAAUGCAUUCUCCAUUUUUGAAGACAUUACUAAAGAUGGUCUGAAGCCUGAUGUAGUACUCUACAAUAACAUUGUAACAGCUUUUUGCGGGAUGGGUAAUAUGGAUCGUGCCAUUUGUAUUGUGAAGCAAAUGCAGAAGGAGAGGCAUAGACCUACUACACGCACAUUUUUGCCCAUUAUACACGGUUUUGCAAGAUCUGGAGAGAUGAGGAGAGCCCUGGAGAUUUUUGAUAUGAUGAGGAGGAGUGGGUGCAUUCCCACUGUACACACGUACAAUGCUCUUAUUCUUGGCCUUGUUGAGAAGUGUCAGAUGGAAAAGGCUGUAGCAAUAUUGGAUGAAAUGAAUCUGGCAGGCGUUAGCCCAAAUCAACAUACAUAUACAACUCUUAUGCAAGGUUAUGCUUCACUGGGUGAUACAGAGAAGGCCUUUCAGUACUUCACAGUAUUGAAGAAUGAAGGCCUGGAGAUUGAUGUCUAUACCUAUGAAGCACUGUUGAAGGCAUGUUGCAAGUCAGGCAGAAUGCAGAGUGCCCUAGCAGUCACAAAAGAAAUGAGUGCAAAAAAGAUUCCAAGAAACACUUUUGUCUAUAACAUACUAAUUGAUGGUUGGGCUCGGAGAGGUGAUGUUUGGGAGGCUGCAGACCUGAUGCAACAAAUGAGAGAGGAAGGAGUUCAACCAGACAUUCAUACGUACACUUCUUAUAUAAAUGCUUGUUGUAAAGCUGGGGAUAUGCAGAAAGCAACAAAGAUUAUUCAAGAAAUGGAAGCAUCAGGUAUAAAACCAAACCUCAAAACCUACACCACACUAAUAAAUGGUUGGGCACGAGCUUCUAUGCCUGAGAAGGCUUUGAGGUGCUUUGAAGAGAUGAAAGUAGCUGGAUUGAAACCAGACAAAGCAGUGUACCAUUGUCUUAUGACAUCUUUGCUAUCAAGAGCCACCUUUGCUCAAUCAUACGUUUAUAGUGGCCUCUUGUCUAUAUGUAGAGAGAUGAUACAGUCUGAGUUGACUGUUGACAUGGGAACUGCGGUUCAUUGGUCAAGAUGUUUACGCAAGAUUGAGAGGACAGGAGGGGAACUAACUGAAGCCCUACAAAAGACCUUUCCUCCUGAUUGGACCUCGCAUCAUGUUCUUGAUGUCAACAGUGAAACAGACGCUGCUGAUCAUGAAAUUGAUUAUAGUGAUGAGGAUGAUUUACAUUAUAAUUCCGAUGGAAUCAAUAAUGGUGAGGACACUGAUGAUGAGGAUUAUGAUAAUGUUAUGUCACACAGUUGAUGUUUUUGAAUUGUUAUUGUAAAGGGAAGAGGCAGAAUGUCACGAUGGCAUGCCAAUUUUUUCGGCAUUAAUUUUUCUUUGUAAAAAGGGGGAAGUAGUAAUAUCAUUUGACCUUCAUUAGUUUGGAAAAAUGUUGCAAAUUCAUGGAAUCGAUUGACCCCAAAAAAAAAAA
This is a messenger RNA of Abrus precatorius (Indian licorice), 3163 nucleotides long. RefSeq names its product pentatricopeptide repeat-containing protein At5g04810, chloroplastic. Bases 67 to 2991 code for a protein of 974 amino acids. The transcript has 11 exons. Lineage: Eukaryota; Viridiplantae; Streptophyta; Magnoliopsida; Fabales; Fabaceae. Gene Ontology annotation, molecular function: protein binding; RNA binding. The record is from RefSeq and is a predicted model, not a curated record.